This is a messenger RNA of Amblyraja radiata (thorny skate), 1518 nucleotides long. RefSeq names its product EEF1A lysine methyltransferase 3-like. The record is from RefSeq and is a predicted model, not a curated record. Lineage: Eukaryota; Metazoa; Chordata; Chondrichthyes; Rajiformes; Rajidae. The coding region runs from base 291 to 989 and encodes 232 amino acids. Gene Ontology annotation, cellular component: cytosol; protein-containing complex. The transcript is spliced from 4 exons.
CCGCGCCCCUCGCUGGUAAUGGCCAAUCCGGGUGCAAGAAUGGAUUGGCAUCUUGCCCAGUGAUGAUGUUUAAAGGGUGACUGGAAACUGAGUUUGGACAGAGAUCCUGCACUGAACUGGACUGUGUUAAACGCAGGGCAUCCAAAUCACAAAUUGCUAAACUCUUAUUCUUGGUGUAAAAAGGUGACUUGGAUAAACAACUGAAGAAACAAAGAAGACCAGCAUUGGGAAGAAUCUCCUUGGAGGUACUGAGAGUCUGUUGGAAAUCGAGAAUUAGUUUGAGGAGCAGGAUGAUGGCUGAGAGCAAGGAACGGCCCUGUGAAGAUCUCCCUGAGGAAGACCCUGAGGGCCAUUUUCCACCCUACCUGACGAAGACCUUUCCGUUUUGUGGCCAUCAAGUGAAGAUCAGUCGGUGCAUUGGUGACAAUCUCGGUGUCUCGGCUUUUGUUUGGGAUUGUGCCCUCACACUCUGCCAGUACUUUGAGCAAGAGAAGAUGAGUUUCUCGGGACAGAGCGUGAUAGAGCUGGGAUCAGGCACUGGGAUCGUGGGGAUUCUGGCAACCCUGCUGGGUGGCCGAGUAACUCUGACUGACCAGUCCCAUAUUUUGAAGCAAAUCAAACACAACCUGUCCAUCAAUCUUGCUGCUUCGGGAGGAUACUCUGCCACAGUCAGAGCCCUUUUAUGGGGCGUUGACCACACGCUCUUCCUCGAUGACUAUGACGUGAUUCUGGGUUCAGAUAUAGUCUACUACCCAAACGAUUACCCCCACCUGCUGCAGACGCUGCGGCACCUCAGCAAGAAGACAACGGCCAUUUACCUGUCGUCGGAGCUGAGGGGAUGCAGUGUAACUCGGAGGUUCCACGAGGAGCUUAUCACCCAGUACUUCAACUGUGAAAUCGUGCACAGAAAUGACAUUUCCAAUAUCAACGUCUACAAGUUCACAUUGCGCAGCGAGGAAGCUUGUGCAGAACGGCCAAAGCCAGAGUAAUCUACAUCUCCAGACUCAGGCAGGAGGAGCAGCCUCUGGUAACAAUUUAUCAGGAAUGCACACGAGGACUUCUAAAAUUACACUGAAGUAUUCUGCAAACAAACACAGAAUUCAGACCACAUGUUUAUGCAGUGCAGCAGCCUUUCCCCCCCCCCCCCCCCCCCCCCCAACAUCAUCAGCAAAUACUACAAUUGCUUUCUCCUUAACUGACUUCCCCAGAAAGACACCAUACUAUUUGUCUGAAUAACUCCCCUUUCAAGCAAAUUGCACCUUUCUCUGGUAAACAACACUCCCUUGAGAUCCUCAUGGAUUGAUUAGUAUAAAUACUCCACACAUGAAAACGUCCGGGGAGAUAUUGUUUGAAACGGGGUGGAAACAUUGAUGUUUCCCGUCAUUUGAGUAGCUCAGGAACAUCAUGCAAGGGAAGGUUGCUAUUAGAUACGACACCCGAAGGCUGCUGUCCAGGUUGUGCCUGGCACUGAGUGUUAAGGAACAGGCUCUAUUGACCAAUGCCAGCUGCAGAUCUCCA